AUGGACAGCCAUCAUUCAUACUCACAAGUCAAAGGUGUCAGCACCGGCACGACCAUCCUUGCUGUCAAGUUCAAUGGAGGAGUUAUCAUCGGGUCUGACUCCAGAGCUUCUAUGGGAGAAUCUUACGUGUCAUCAAAAACCAUCAACAAACUGAUCCAGGUGCAUGAUAGAAUAUUCUGCUGCAUCGCUGGAUCACUGGCUGAUGCACAAGCUGUUACCAAAAUGGCCAAAUUCCAGCUGUCUUUUCACAGCAUUCAGAUGGAAUCUCCUCCCUUGGUAAAAGCUGCAGCAUCCAUCAUGAGGGAACUUUGCUAUAACAAUAAGGAAGAGCUGCAGGCGGGCUUCAUCACAGCGGGCUGGGACAGGAAGAAGGGACCACAGAUAUACGUCGUGUUUGGGAGGAAUGCUACUCAGUCAGCCUUUCACUAUUGGUGGAUCUGGCAGCACGUAUAUCUAUGGUUAUGUGGAUGCCAAAUUCAAACCUGACAUGAGUUUAGAAGAGGCUAUACAGUUUUC
Molecule: messenger RNA, 516 nt
Organism: Cyprinus carpio (common carp)
Lineage: Eukaryota; Metazoa; Chordata; Actinopteri; Cypriniformes; Cyprinidae
Product: proteasome 20S subunit beta 12
Cellular component (GO): proteasome core complex
Molecular function (GO): threonine-type endopeptidase activity
Source: RefSeq, a predicted model, not a curated record